Haliotis rubra (blacklip abalone) is the source of this 806-nucleotide messenger RNA. RefSeq lists its product as uncharacterized. Bases 174 to 749 code for a protein of 191 amino acids. The transcript is spliced from 3 exons. Lineage: Eukaryota; Metazoa; Mollusca; Gastropoda; Lepetellida; Haliotidae. The record is from RefSeq and is a predicted model, not a curated record.
UGUUUUUGUUAUUUUCAAUGGAAUUUGAACAUGAGACUCAGUGUCAUGACUAAUCCGUAUGGGAUGUUUGUUUUUGUUGUUGUUGUCGACUCAGUGUCAACUAAUGAACUCACUUCAAUUGACAAUAUGGUAUAUAACCUGCUUCCCAACAUACAACAUUCACAACACUAACCAUGGCUGUCCAGUGUGUGCAGUGCUCUAAGACUAUAAGAAGAAAUCAGCAUGCCUUAGAGUGUGAUCAAUGUCAGUCAUGGACACACAGGACUUGUGGCACAGGGAUGACUCGUGACGGCUACCUAGACUUAUGUAGAAGUGGAGAAGAAUUUAAUUUCUUGUGUCAUUUAUGCAAGACAACUAUUCCCAACUUCAGUCUCCAGUUGGAUUCUUCAAUAGAUGCUCCAUCAGUUGCUUUCGAUGACACUCUUGAAGUUCAGGAAGUAUCAAUGGAGGAGGAUAUUCUUGCGGAGGAGCGGGAGGUGGAAGAUCCUCCAUACACGUUAGUAUCGGACGGCUCACAGAAAUCAAAACCCAAGCUGGUAGACAGGAAUGGAUUCACCUACGUAAUAAAGGAGGUCACUCAGAAUAAGAUUUACUACAGAUGUAGCAAACGUCCCUGUAAGGCAACUGUUGCCGAGACCAAAUCAACAGGAGACAGAGCGCCAGGCAAACAUAACCACAGCCACACAGCAGAGGCAGGCAAAAUUGUUUCAGUCCAACUUAGAGCUCAGGUGAGUAGUACUUUCUAUUGAUUGAUUCCUAAUUAGGAUUAGUUAAAUUGUCAAUUGAACAUCCUUAAUUGUUAAUUG